AUGGUAGAGGAAGAUGAUUUUACAAUGUCGACUUUGUCAAUAACAUCGGCAACGGAUUCACGACCACAAACUGCGCGACAGGAUUCGGAAAACGAGGCAUUCACAUUUCAUAAUAUUGAGGAUUUAAUGGCGGCAGAUAGGAGUGAUAAUAAUGAUUCAAUUUCUUUGAAUUUACAGGGUUUCGAGCAAAAUAAUCGAGUGCAAUCUUUCGACCCUACAAAUUUACCUUCCCUUCCCCCUCCGACUGAUAGCAGCGUACUUUAUGCUCAUAGCGACAAUGGAGAUAAUCGAAGUGAAGGUUUGCUCAGUGCCGUGGACGCAAAGGCAAUGGAACGACACCUGGACAAUGUCGAAUCGAGUUUUCUUCCGAGUGUUUCACCAAUCGGUAUACACGACAAGGCUGGUGCUGAUGAUACAUAUCUAUUUGAUGCGGAUCGGAAUGGUGGAAAGCCCCCCGCAAUGGAAACACAAACGCCCAAGAAGAGCGUUUGGAGCAGUGAAAGUGAGGGAUUUGGUUCGCCCCCAACACCAGACGGUGCAUACAAAACUCCAGGUCCUGCCCCUCGAUACUCUGUGCAAGUAGAACACGAUGAUUCGGAACAAAUUGGGGACACGACAUAUCCUCUCGAGACCCUUUCGUCGUCUCCUACAGCCGCUGCUGCCGCGAGAACUAUAUCUCGAGCAAUGUCAAUGGCAAGUAUGGGGGAUAAUUUUGAAACGGCAUCACAAUCUCUCGCUCAAUCAAAGGAACAAUCAGACGAGGAGGAUAUGGAAGCGACACCGACAAGAUCCCGCCAAAAUUUACGUGCAUUCGCCGAAUCGGCAAAUGACAGCUCAAGCCUGCACCAUGAAUCGUCGAAUCGGAGCUUAAACCAGCAUUUGACGGUUGAUGCCGGUACGACUCCAGGGGCCUCGCUCUCCAUACGAAAUGCUUCUAGACCUAAAUUCCUUACCAGUCGACACUCAAGUCAGCGAUCUUCUGUUUCUUCUUUUAUCACGAACACUGAACACCAUGACGAUCGAAGCGACGCUACACUGGGUGCAGAUUAUGCUUUGCAAUCUGGGGGUGCGGCUCCUUCAAGAGGAUUAUCGCGGAGUGGGAGCAUGACGUUAUCUAGGACUAUAAGCUUGGGAAGUAUGGCAUCCGGUAUUGACGAGAGUGUUGAUUCAUACGGAAGAGUGGAGGGACCACUAGCGACCCUUGCUGAAGAAGGUUCAAUUCGUGGGAGGAGUGAACAUCAAACGAAUUCUGCCCCCGAGACACCUCGAGCAUCUAGUCGACCAAUGGACCCACCCACCGAUACAAUCAUUGCACGCCACGUUCGCAAUGUCCACGUACCUGAAUCAAUGGCUAAAGACUUUCGUACCAAGCACGGUGUGCAUGCACCCAGUAAGUCUGCAAAUCUUGCGGCAUCUGCUCUAGGUCACCGAAAUGGUAAGAAUCUCACCUUGAAGGAACAGAGCAGCACAAUCGAAAGGUUAUCGAAGGAGAACUUUGAUUUAAAAUUGAAAGUCAUGUUUCUCAGCGAUAGAUUAGACAAACUUUCCGAGGAAGGUGUCAAGGAAAUGAUUUCUGAGAACGUUGAACUCAAGACAGGUCUGGCGGUCAUGCAGAGAGAUAACAAAGCUCUUCGGAAAAAGGCAAAAGACCUCGAGAAACAGCUCAAAGAUGACGAGGACCGACCAUCUACAGCUCGAUCGGGUACAUCUACAGAAGGUAGUUCGAGAUGGUAUCAGGAAGGCGCAUUCGAACGGGAAGAGGAGCUUCUCUACUUACGAGAGAAGGUCGAGGAAUAUGUGACAGAAAUCGAACGGCUGAGAAACGAAAGUCUUGCUCGGGAAAACGAGAAGAGAAAUCUCGCAGAGUUAGUUCGGACAAUUGGGGAGAGACGAGGUCAGAAUAUUGAGACACGAGAAGAAAUGGAUGUUUGGAAAGAUCUUCUUGAGCAAGAAACUGCGCGCAGAGAACAAAGCGAUGAUGAGAUCAAAACACUCCGAGAAGAGAUCUUCCGAAUGAAAUCUGAGUCGACAGCUGGAGGACAUGGAUUGAAUCAUACGACUAAUAUUUACAAUAUUACGAAGAAACGUCUUUUAUCACCUUCACGACCAAAGUCCGAGAUGUCUGAUCGUACGCAAGAGGACAGGAAUGGUACAUACAGUUCGGCAAGCACGUUGGCCGAGGAGAUUCGACGAGACAAUGAGCAACUUCGACAUGAGAAUGCAGAGCUAAGACGAGAAGUAGGAGCACAGACAUCAAUGUUGACUUCACGGAAUCGCGAAAAGGAAAGACUUUACCAAGAAAUCGAGGACUUGAAACUUGGUCAGAGGAGAGGAGAUACUUCGGUGGCUGGGGAAAGUAUUUUCGAACGAUCUGCAUCACGAGCACACGAACGAUCACUAUCCAGAACCAGUGCAGGCACAAGGCAAACAAACAUGGAUGAGGCUGAGCGUGAGGAUUUCGAAAAUAAGCAAGCCGAACUUCGAGACAGAAUCAACAGCCUAAAAAUCCAAAAUCAAAUUUUACAACGUGAGGUAACAUCUUGUCAGAAAGAUUUUGAGACGGCCGUUUUGCAUAAAAAUGAAGCUGAGAGAUUAGCUCAACAAUUGCAGGAAGAUUUGGAAGUCACCGACAGCGAUUUACUCACAAUGCAAGCCGAACGGGACGAAGCACUUCGAGGCCAGGAGGAAACUGAAACGAUGUUUCAUUCAUUGCAAACAGAAGCCCAACAAGAGCUUGAUGGGUUUUCUGCAGAGCUAGAAGAAGCCAACGCGGUAAAUGAGCGUCUUCAGGCUGAACUCGCUGAUGAGAAAGAGAAUUUCAUUGCCCUCCAGAAUGAGAUGAGAGAAGUGAGUGACAUUGUUCUCAAGUUGGAGGAUGAUCACGACCAAAAAUCCAAAAAGAUUUACGAACUCGAAAAGGACUUAGAUGACGCCAGUAGAGAGCUUGAGGAAAUUGAGAAGAAUUAUGUCGACUCCAAUAAAAAGGUCGACCGACUGAAUGUUCAACAAGAAUCGAGCCAAAACGAGAUUGCAUUCCUUCGGGAAGAACAAGAUGGAGACAAGAUUAAGAUCGGUGAUCUUGAGGCCGCAAUUCGAAAUUUGGAGCACGCUCUUCAGGAAGAACAAGAACGUGCCAGAGAACUUGAUGAACGUCUUGAUGAGGAGAGACAUCAAAGAGAAGUUGUUGCUGGCCAGGAAAAACAAGAGAUUCAACAAUUCGUUAAUGAUCUUAACCGUGAAGCAACGACUGCCAAGGACGAAGCUCGGAGAUUACGAAAGAAUCUUACUUCGAGGGAAGUUGAGGCCGCAGAGUGGAAGCAAAGACUUUUGGAGCUUGAGAACAAUCUUAGGGAAGCACUUGGUGAUCUUAAUGGCACCAGGUCAAGUCUGUUAAAUUCCAUCGCAAAACUUCAACGCGAACUCGAAAAUACCAUUCGUGACCUAGACUCCACCAAAGCGUCCCUUGCGGAAAAGGAACGUAUGAUCAAACAGCGUGACGACCUCCUGGAAUCUCAUGCUCUCGAAUCCCGUAAAUUAGCAGAUAUGCUGGACAAAGAACGCCAGACUCAUCGUCUCACCAAAAAUCAGUAUGAGACAUCCCAAAAGACAUCGUCGCAUACUACUCGAACUCUUUCGCAACAAGAAUCUCGUGUUCUCGAACUCGAAACAUCUCGUCAACAAGAUAGGAGAAAGAUAGCACAGCUAGAGAAUAAUUUCAAGGAACAACUUACUGAAAGAAAUAACUUGCUGUUGGGCUUGUGGGGAAGGCUGGCCAGUCUUUGUGGGACAGAUUGGUCUCACAAUAACUCACUUAUCAAUGGUCGUGCCCUACCGUCGCUAGAAGUAGUAUCAACAAUGUUUCCAGGUUUCGCAAAGAAUCUUCUAGCUGCUGUCAAAACCAUCGAAACCCUCGUUGGAGAUUUCAGGGGAAGAGUGAAGGAUUUGGAUAGACGACUAUGGAAGGAAUACUCGACACUGGAGAAUAGAUUUGAGAUGCAGUCUAAGAAGUUGGAUCGGUUAGAGACAAUGGCGAGGAGUGCGGUCCCGCUCAAUAGUAUGGACAGUAGGGCGGAGGUGGUGAAACUGAAAGACCUAAAUCGCAGCCUCAAGAGCGAAAUCUCGACUUUGAAGGCAGCAAAUGAAGUUAGAGCAGGUGCCUAUGAGACAUCAACAUCGCCUUCCCCAUCAGUUCAUACUGGUCCCCGCCGUAGGAUUGAUAAUUCAAGAUCCUCAACCAUGACCCGCCAUUCUUCCGCCUCGACUGUCGAAAACAUGGCACGCGCCGAGCCAUCCCGAUCCGGUGCUACUUCCAGUGCCAUGGCUAGAAUGGAAGGUGAAGAGGAAUACAAGCCAGAUCUACGGUGGCAAGUUAGGUUGCAGGAACUAGAGUAUAAGUUGAAGGCGGAGAGGGAAUCAAGGAAAUUGGAUCGAAUAAGUGCGGCGCAACGAUUAAGAGAGAAAGAAAGGGAGAAUAUAGAAUUGAUGGAGCAGAUGGAGAGGGGUCGAAUUAGGGAGGGAAGAAGUACUGGCUCGAGUAAAUGA
Molecule: messenger RNA, 4542 nt
Organism: Sclerotinia borealis F-4128
Lineage: Eukaryota; Fungi; Ascomycota; Leotiomycetes; Helotiales; Sclerotiniaceae
Source: the annotation of a GenBank genome assembly